AUGAUUACAGAUGAUCAAUUUAAAGAUAUGGUAUCCCAUAAUUUAAUAAUUAUAAAACAUGGCAUCAGAAAUUUAAAUGAAAAACUUGAUCUGAUAAUUGAAAGAAACAACAAAUUUUCACAAAACCCUGACAAUAAUUUACAUGAAGAUGAUAUGGAUUACGCAAAUCUCAACUGUAUUUUUCCAAUUGAUGACAUAAAUACCUUGAAUUGUAUUGAAGAACAACUGGCAUCAGAUCAAAAAUAUCAUAAAUUAAUGACAAAUAAACUAGUCGGAUUAGGUGGCAAAACAAUUCAAAUUUAUAUUAAAAGAGUUAUGCAGCUAUUAUUUACGGACGAACUACUACAAUAUUAUUCUUUUAGUGGCCGUGCAAACAAAAAAAAAUGUUUUUCAAAUUUAAUUAUUUCAAAGCUAAUUUUUAGUAAGUAAUUUUGGUUUUAUAAUCAUAACUUUUUGGGGGAGUUAUAAUUGUGUUCUAUUAUACAGUCCAAUGUUAGGUAUAUUUUCUUAUUU
This is a messenger RNA of Myzus persicae (green peach aphid), 513 nucleotides long. RefSeq lists its product as uncharacterized. NCBI's taxonomy places the organism in Eukaryota, Metazoa, Arthropoda, Insecta, Hemiptera, Aphididae. The transcript is spliced from 2 exons. Bases 1 to 429 code for a protein of 142 amino acids. The record is from RefSeq and is a predicted model, not a curated record.